Messenger RNA from Oncorhynchus mykiss (rainbow trout), 3869 nucleotides. Its product is annotated as peripherin-2. Gene Ontology annotation, cellular component: plasma membrane. Gene Ontology annotation, biological process: visual perception. NCBI's taxonomy places the organism in Eukaryota, Metazoa, Chordata, Actinopteri, Salmoniformes, Salmonidae. The record is from RefSeq and is a predicted model, not a curated record.
CUGGGGAACGUAACAGGUGGUUUCCCGUACACAGAUUAAGCCCAGUCCUCAAAUUCCUAGGAAUCUCAAUUGAAAAUGCUGUUUAGUCCAGGACUUGUCUUAAUCUGUGCAUGCCCCUAAUGGUUUCUUCCCCUUUCCACAUCCUGUCCCCACUCUUCCCAUGAGAUAGCUAACUCAUUCGAGGUCAAUAUCAUUCUGCGGUAGUGACAGUACGAAUCUCCGCCCUCGGGUACACUAACACCAGUAUGCUCUUCUGGUUUCUCUGAUCUCUGGCUCUGUCACAAGUUCUGCCAACUACUGAAGCUGUCAUCAGGUCUGCUGGCCUGUUGUGCGUCCCAGUGUAGCUCACAUGUACACUAGUGUAUCAUGUCGUUAAUUGAAUGCACUGACAACCACACAUCUCCCUGCUCUCAUAUACUGUACACAUCACAAUCCUAACUUUGCUGUGCAGUGAAGAAGCUCCCAUUAGAAGUUAGUUAUUGGUCUACCAAACUGCCAUCAGCAUACACUGAUAGUUCAGUUAGUGUAGACACAAACACCUAUAGCUAAAUCUGCCUGCUUCUUUACUACAGGCGAGAGACUGGCAGGUUGUUGAUAUUGACUGCUGAGUGUAGGUGGAGCUAAGUGGGUCAUGGAGAGUCUUACAUGGUUUUUGGAUGGUUUACUGAAACAUCUUAGGUGACUACACUGUAAACUUUCUUCCUCGCCUGAACCCAGGGACCCCUUCCAAAAGUGCAGCAUGGCGUUGUUCCACAUCUCCACUCUCCGUCAACCGUUAACUGUCCUUAUUAAUGGCCCCCGGUGCAUUCGAUCAGGGUGACAAUGACCAUGUGAGCAUUCAAACCAAUUAUGUCUCCUGGCAACAGCUUACAGCCAGGCUCAUCUUCUGGAGAGGGAUUUUUGUAAAUGGGUUCAGGCUGCUUACAGGGGAUUAUCAUGACGCACCUCCCCUCCGCCUGGAAUCUGGAGGAUCUUCCUCAAUCCUCUUCCAACCAGCGAAAGGAACAUCACGAUUAGCCUCACCUGUUGAUUUUCCCAACGUUUUUGGAGGGAAAGUUUAGAACUAAGGCAAGGGGACAAGUGUGACCCUGUGUUCUGUCAUCCGUCUGGGUGAGUUUUCUUUGUAGGGUCUGGCCACUAUGGGAGAGGAGAGGGUCCUGAAGGAAUAACCGCACUCCUCUUUCUUUACCUCUGCUCCUUCUCUUUGGGAUGGAUUACAGAUCAUUGCCUGAGCUGACAGUCCUGCACUGCUGGAUGAGCUGCAGGAGAGACUGAGAGACGAAGAGAACGGCUGAAGCCACCUUACAGGGAAUCAACGGUUCAAAACGCUUAACGAGAACAGCUGAAACUCUACUGGCUGGGGCAUCCAGAAGAAGGACCCGACCGUAGAGCUAUAUCUCAUCUCAGUAGUGUAUUUUCCUUGUGUAUAGGUAAGAAAUAUCCCUAGGUUGCCACCAUGGCACUAAUGGUGGUCAAGUUUGACCUAAAGAAGCGGGUGAAGCUAGCCCAGUUCCUAUGGCUGAUGUACUGGUUCUCAGUGAUGGCAGGCGUGCUCGUCUUCAGCAUGGGGCUGUUCUUUAAGAUCGAGCUGCGUAAGCGCUCGGAGAUGAUGGAUAACAACGAGAGCCACUUCGUUCCUAACUUACUAAUUGCCGUGGGGCUGCUGGCCUGUGGGAUCAACGCCUUGGGAGGCAAGAUCUGCUACGACUCCUUGGACCCUAUCAAGUUCUCCAGGUGGAAGCCUAUGCUCAAACCCUUCCUAGUCUCCUGUGUGGCUUUCAAUUGUCUCCUGGUGCUGACGGCUCUGCUCUGCUUCCUGAUGAGGAUCCCUCUCCAGUUCACGCUUGCCGAGGGCCUGAAGAACGCACUGAGGUUCUACAAGGACACAGACACGCCGGGACGCUGCUACAUGAAGAGGACUUUGGACCAGAUGCAGAUUGAGUUCCGUUGCUGCGGCAACAACAACUUCAGGGACUGGUUCGAGAUCCAGUGGGUCAGCAACCGCUACCUGGACUUCAGCGCCAAGGAAGUUAAAGAUCGUAUCGGCAGCAACGUGGAUGGGAAGUACCUGAUGGAUGCUGUUCCAUUCAGCUGCUGUAACCCCGGCUCCCCUCGGCCCUGCAUCCAGUACCAGGUGACCAACAACACGGCCCACUACUCCUACGACCACCACACCGAGGACCUGAACAUCUGGAAACGGGGCUGCCGCGACGCACUGAUAUCCUACUACGGAGGCAUGAUGAACACCAUAGGAGCCCUGGUGCUACUGGUUGCUAUUCUGGAGGUUAUUGUGAUGAUCGGCCUCCAGUACGUGAACACCUCCCAGUGCAACCUGGCCAACCCAGAAGACCCAGAGAGUGAAAGCGAAGGCUGGAUCCUGGAGAAGACGGUGAAGGAGACGUUUACUGACAUCAUGGACAAGAUGAAAGCCAUGAGCAAGGGUAACGCAGUGGAGGAGGGCGGAGUGGAUGGUGUUGCCACGGUGAGCUGAUCACGAUAUGCCCACACAAACUGAGACCACUCCCACCAAAGGGAAGAGAGGAAGAUUGACCACCUCCUUUGCAUUUAUGACACAACAUACAGACAUACACAAAUAUGCGCACAACACACACGUUUCUGGCCAUCUGAAGGGAAAACUAAAAUGGACAGAUCCUGAGUACAUGCCAGCACACACACGGAUAUUUUGAAUGCAUGAAUGUAUGUGUAAGUUAUAUUAUAACCAAUUGAUAAAUUGACUUUACAAUAUGCCCCCCCCCCCCCACACACACACACACACUCACAAUACACUUUUUCUAAACCUCAUGAUUUUUCAACGCACACACUCCCUCCAACCCCAGCUUUGUUAAUCUUCCAAGCAGUUCCCAUUUGAUGGGAUACUCUCUGUGUGUUUUCUAACAUUCUGUAUAAUUCUGCUCUAUUUCAUGUUCAUAUUUUACAACUUUAUUUGUACCCCUUUUUUUACAAAAUGAGAGGAAAAACAUCAAAACACUAUCCACUGUCAUGAAAAUGCAUAAUGUCAGAUAUUUGCAUUGUAUUGAGAAUAAUAUAUAUAUAUUAACAGGUUAAGAGUAAGGUCAGGAGAGCAGGUAUGUUGCGUUUUAAGGAUGGUGUGGGGCUGGUGGUUGCUACGCGACCCUCCAGCCCAGAAAGGAGGUUAAAGUGGAAAGGUUAAUUCAUCGCCCAAGGAGCAGAGAGUUUUAUCUUAACAUAUUUGGACCCACCUGUAGAGCACUUUUUAUAUUAGCAAAUUCCAAAGAAAUGGACUGAAACACCUCAGACAUCACCUCUUUAAAGUCCUUCCUCUCCUACCAUUACCUUGAGGGAUGGAGGGGGGCUGGAAACUCCUGGGGUAGGGGAGGUGGAAACAUUUCAACUUAACCUGAUGGUGUUGAAGUUUGGGGUGCGCUGCUGGAGGAUUGGAGGGGCUAUAGGAGACGAGGCACGGGGGAAAGUGGUAGAGGUGAACCAGGGGUGACCCCAAAAACUUGAGGAGGACAUUUGAGAUUGGCAGCUAAACCCCUGAUCUCCAACCCCUGAACUCUGACCCCAGCCCCUGCUCUGUGACAUCACUCAGCAGGUCCAAUCAGCAUUUCUCUUAUUGGACCGUCGAGAGUUACUGUAUAUAUCACACUCACUAAGUUCCUGUACAUACCUCACUCAUAGGCCAACGCCCGUGCUACUGUUAUCUUUGUAAAUAGUCUAGUAUUGAUACAUAACUUUUUUUAAACAAUGUAAUUAAUAUAAAUUAUUUUAUUUACUUUAAAGAAAAUGUGUUUUGCCAUGGGAAAUCAAUCUGGUUUUCUUUCUGUAUGUUGUGUAGAAAGAUGAUAAAAUCAUUGUGUACAUUUGAAUAAAGGAUGUUAGCCCUG